Python bivittatus (Burmese python) is the source of this 915-nucleotide messenger RNA. It is a transcript of the gene FAM162A, whose product is annotated as family with sequence similarity 162 member A. NCBI's taxonomy places the organism in Eukaryota, Metazoa, Chordata, Lepidosauria, Squamata, Pythonidae. The record is from RefSeq and is a predicted model, not a curated record.
CACCCAACCUCGCCCGCUUGGCAAGAGGCGAGCGGUUCCGCCGGGCCUGUGCGCGAAGGCGACGGCUGGAGCAGGGGAGAGGAAGAGCCGGAAACCGAAGGACGGACCGCGGAAAUCCAACGUUGGAUCGCGACCAUGUCUGGGCUUCCUCUGGCUGUUGGCAAAAUUGCCAGGAGGCUGGACAAACGCAUUUUUUCGGUUCCACGUGCCUCUAAAAGACCGUACUCGGUAACUAAUAGGCUGUGUUGCAAAACUGAGAAGGCCGGUGAAAAGGAGCCACAUUUCAAAGAUUCAGACCUCUCCUCUCCAUUCAGACACAAGGUUACUGAAUGGGAUAAGAAACUGUUGCUGUGGUCAGGCCGUUUCAAGAAAGAAGAAGAUAUACCUCUGCAUGUUUCGGCAAAGAUGAUGAGUGCAUCAAGGAGCAAGAUUCGUGUGAAGGUUGCCUACUUUGCAAUGGCUUUCCUGCUUCUGGGCUUCGUAUCUGCAGUUUUCAUAGGGAAAAAGGAAGGUCGAAAAUAUAAAGCUCUGAAAACUCAAUAUAUGGACGGAAUAGUUGAACGGAUAGAAGAGACUGCUGAAAGUGCUUCUGCCAAGCCAUAAUCAAAAUGAAGAUCUGUUGGUGUACAAAGCUGGUUUUCAUCAUGAAAUGGAAGAGCAACCUGAGAAACCCUUUUUAAAAAAUUUUUUUCCACGUUUCAAAAAAAGAAUAUAUAAUUUAAUGGUAAUUCUAAAACUUUCAUCCGUUCUGAUGGAAGACUCCUUUUCUGACUAAAACAAAAGCACCUUUUGGUUUUGAAAGGCUAAAUCUAUACAUUAGUCUGUUCCUUUAAAUCCUGGAUGCUGAAUAUAUAUAUAUAUAAAAAAGUAACCUGUAAAAUACGCCCUGCUAUAACAAUAAAUGGGUCUAUCCAA